AGGAAGAACGCCGCAGCGAACGAACAGAGUGAGAGAGAGAGAGAGAGAGAGAGAGAGAGAGAGAGAGAGAGAGAGAGAGAGAGAGAGUAGUGAGCUAUGGCUGAUUUCGACAUAGUUGAGCUUCGGAAACGAUAUGAACUGGUCUGUCAGGGUUUCCCCUCCAUUCCUUCUGACCUCAAACGCGAAUACGAAGAGGUAGAAGGUUUCGUCAAAAAAUGUCUGGAGUUGAAGGAGGAACGUUUCACCUAUGACGAAGCUAAAGAGCUGAGGGAUCUAUUAAACAAUGCUGCUACGAUUAUGGGCGGUCUAGCAUAUAAUAUUAUAGAAGAGGCUACAUUCAAAAGUGCUACUUUGAUUGGUCUCAAUGCUCAGCUCGAUCCUUUCAAGACUCGUUUAUCUACCUGUGCAUCUGCAGUCCGAGAAUUUGAACACUCACGAGUGCUUCUCACUGAUGAUCGAGUUGCUCAUCUCAAAGCUCAUGUGGAAGAGAAGUAUGCUUUGUAUCGUGAUUGGUACGAUCAAGAUGCCCCGUUAAGGGAACUAAAACGAGAUAUGUCGAGGCUGCAACACCCUUUUCGCCAACAGCUGGAUUCGCUCGAUCAGAAAAUCUCCAACAACUCUUCAGUCAAAAUCCAAAUUAACCAACUUGUGGAUCAAAUGAGUAAACACAUGGAAACGUGGCCGACCGAGAAACACGUAAAAGACGUAGUGGAGGAUUUGAGAACCAAAGUCAAAGGAUAUGAUUACGUUUCUCAAUCAUUGCAUACAGAUAAGAAUCGUCUCAACGAGCUCCAAGAAUCUCUUGAGAGGUUAAUAACGGAUGUGAUCGGGUUGAUAGAUAGAUUACUGGACAUUAAAAAGGAAUACGAUGUCAAGCUUUUCAGGAUUUAUACCAUCAGAAAAGAAGACUUCCAUGAACUAGACGCUUACCUCUUUGGUCCUAGGGCACCUAAGUCACCUCAAUCCUCGAAAUUCUUUCUUGAAGUGACAAAAUUUGUCCCGAUCAACAAGCUUGUACUUCUCCUAGCUGCAAAACCUAUCUCGGAUAUCACCAUUGUAGAAUGCCGAGAUCACAUCCAGUUUGCAUAUUUAAAAACCGCUGAGGAAGGAGACAUACUGGUGACAGAAGAUGAAUGGGUAAAACUCAUGGGACCCGUGAAAAACCAACUAGAACACGAUAUUUGCUGGGCAUUUGUCACCGCGGAGCUUGUGAGCGCCGUCAGACACAUCUAUAAAUAUGACCCCACCGUUGUGGAAUACUCCUGUCGAGACCUUGUCGAUUUCGUAGAUCAUCAGAAACGUUCCGAAGAGAAGACGAAGGAGAAGUCGGGCAACAAACACUUUUGCUAUGCGCACGGAUCCUAAGGGAAGAAUCCCGUCCGUUUGAAGCCAACUGUAGAGAAGAAGUACUUACACGCCAUGGGUCUAACCUCGGCUACAUUGGAGAGGUAGUCUCCUUGACUACUGUCAAAGAAGUUCUUCAGACGCUUCAAAACCACCCUGUUGCUGGAUGCAUUCCCGUCUUUGAACCAGACUACAGCUCUAUUAAUGAUCAACUGUACUACGGCCCUACAUCUCCACUCUCACGUUACGAAACCAUGCAUGCGAUCAGCUUUGUUGGCGCUGGAGGAGUCAAGCAAGGUGAGAAGCAUGUGAAUGCUAGAUCCAGUCACGGUGUUAACUUCGGCAAAGACGGCUAUUUCAAAAUUUGCUUCCAGCACGUGAUAAUCUGCCUCACCCGUGGACACCACAUGAGGUAUCUUGAAGACCCGGUUCUUCUUCCUUGCAGAUUUGUAUACCCAGAGCUCCUAUCUCUAGAAAAGGACGAAGAGAAGAGAAGAGACGAGACGAUAUAGAUCUCUUGCUUGGAGGGUGAUUUUGGCAGCCAGUAUUCUGUGGGAGUGAAGCUGUAGCUAUGGCUCAUAAACUCUUUUAAUUAUUAGUAUGUUUUCCUACUGUCUGUUGACCUGAACAGCGCUUAGGCUUAUUAGCCACACUUCUCUCCUGAACCUCCUUUUGAAGAUCCAAGCCUUCUUUUCUUUUUCCAAUAACUCGCAACUCUCAAACCAAAAUUGUAUAUAUUUUUCCUUUUAUUUAACAUGCAC
This is a messenger RNA of Brassica oleracea var. oleracea, 2105 nucleotides long. RefSeq lists its product as uncharacterized. NCBI's taxonomy places the organism in Eukaryota, Viridiplantae, Streptophyta, Magnoliopsida, Brassicales, Brassicaceae. The transcript is spliced from 10 exons. The coding region runs from base 97 to 1365 and encodes 422 amino acids. The record is from RefSeq and is a predicted model, not a curated record.